Messenger RNA from Trichomonas vaginalis G3, 509 nucleotides. RefSeq lists its product as uncharacterized. The record is from RefSeq and is a predicted model, not a curated record. The transcript has a single exon. Lineage: Eukaryota; Parabasalia; Trichomonadida; Trichomonadidae. The annotation marks the transcript as partial.
AUGCAAGUCAGAAAUAUUCAGAACAUAGCACCGAGUCUAACUGACAAGAGUAUAAAGAUAUAUUAUGAACAUGUUAUGAUGAAACCAACCAAAAUUCAAGAAAGUCAGUAUACUUAUGAAUAUCCAAGACACUGGGUAGAGUAUAUAGGAGGUGAGAAAGCUAUUGAAAUAAGACAAGUUAGAAGUAUUCCAGCAGGAAGAACAAUAUUAUUGAAGAACUUUAAUGUUUUGAGGUAUAAUGAUGAAACAAAGAAGCAAGAUAGUUUUCCUGUUGCUGUGUAUGUGAACUUAGACACAGGAGAUGACAUGAAAGUUUUUAACACAAAGCUUCAAACGGUAGUGAGAGAACAACUGACUGCGGAAGGACAUCCAUUGCCUUCAGAAGUUACCAUAGCAUAUAAUUUUGAAACAAACUCAAUAGAUUUUAAAAUCGCCUCUGCAAAGAAGUCAGGUUUUACAUUUAAUGAAGCAGAUGUAUAUUCGAAUGAAAACUUCAAAGCUAUUGCAUG